CCGUGUUAUCAUGGUUAUAUAUUUAUUUUGUGUUCUCUUCUUGUGUGUUUUUUGUUACGAACCAAACUGGGAGUCUCUUGACAAAAGAAAAAAUCCUGAAUGGUAUGAUGAUGCUAAAAUCGGGAUAUUUCUUCACUGGGGGGUGUACAGCGUGCCUGGAAACAUGGUAUGGUUUUGGUAUUACUGGCAGCGAGAAAAACAACCCGAAUUUGUUAACUUCAUGAAGAAAUACUACCCGCCCAGUUUUCAGUAUGCAGACUUCGCUCCAGAAUUCCGGGCUGAGUUUUUUGAUGCAGACCAAUGGGCAAAAACCCUUAAAGACUCGGGUGCAAGGUAUAUCGUUCUUACAUCCAAGCACCAUGAGGGGUUCACAUUGUGGCCAUCCAAAUAUUCGUGGAAUUGGAAUUCCAUGAGUGUGGGUCCCAAAAGAGACCUUGUGGGUGAAUUCUCAACAGCCAUAAAGAAGUCAGGACUGAGGUUGGGUCUGUACCACUCACUUUAUGAAUGGUUUAACCCUUUAUACAUGAAAGACAAAGCCAACAACUUCACUACCAAAGACUUUGUGAAGGCCAAAACUAUGCCAGAGCUGUAUGAAUUGGUGAACACCUAUCAUCCGGAGUAUGUGUGGUCAGAUGGAGCUCCAUUGGACAGCGGAAACAGUUCCUACUGGAAUGCACCAGAGUUCGUAGCUUGGCUCUACAAUGAAAGCCCAGUCAGAUAUACUGUGGUCACCAACGACAGAUGGGGAAUGGAUGUUUCCUGUAAACAUGGAGGCGUGUUGACUUGUUCCGACAGAUACCAUCCAGGAAAGCUACUGCAUAGAAAAUGGGAGAGUGCAUUCACUAUUGACAAGACAAGCUGGGGGUUUAGAAAGAAGGCUGUUCUUGCUGAUUUCAUGACAAUGGAGGAGUUACUGUAUAACGUCAUAACCACAGUAAGCUGUGGUGGAAAUGCAUUGAUUGAUGUUGGACCAACACCAUAUGGGACUAUACAACCCAUAUACCAAGAGAGGCUAUCACAGCUGGGAAGUUGGCUAAAAGUAAAUGGCGAGGGUGUAUACAGGACAACACCAUGGAUAUACCAAAAUGACACUGUAAAUCCACAUGUUUGGUACACUGUUUCCAAAUUUUCCUCCAUACUUGUGUAUGCAUUCUUACUGGAGUGGCCAGAAAACAAUAUAGUGACACUCGGAGCUCCAAAACCUUCAAACAAAACUCUGGUUAAUUUGCUGGGUCAUUCUAAUUACAUCCCCUGGAAAAGUGGACCUAAUGGUGGAAUCCAGCUUCAUCUACCAGACAUUCCAUAUUCCCAAAUGCCCUGUCUGUGGGCUUGGACAUUUAGGCUUAUUUAUUUAAACAAUUAAGUUUGAAUGGCUGACAUAUGAGAAAAACACUAAGUAAAGAUUUGCUGAAUAAAAAACUCUAAGGAUAAAAGGAAACUUCAUUUCCAUAAUCUUCAGCAGGGUUUUGGCUGUUUUUUUUUAAAUCCUUCACAAAGUCUUAUGUGUUGUUAGACUCUAAACAUUCCUCUGGUUCACCUCAAUGUCGGAGACUGCUUUUACUUUGUUUAACUGAACAUUGUUAUUUUUUUUUCAUAUGUAUGCUAAAAACGUGAUAUUACUUAAACAGUGGGAGAAUAAGCAUGUAUAUGGCUAUCAUAUUUUUUUAUUUUAUCUCCCAGUCUGUGUGAUUACUUAUGCCAUGCCACUGUUUAUGUUACAUUUAACAAUAAAAACAAAUAUAUAUAACAA
Messenger RNA from Saccostrea echinata, 1750 nucleotides. RefSeq names its product plasma alpha-L-fucosidase-like. NCBI's taxonomy places the organism in Eukaryota, Metazoa, Mollusca, Bivalvia, Ostreida, Ostreidae. The transcript has 8 exons. Gene Ontology annotation, biological process: glycoside catabolic process; fucose metabolic process. The record is from RefSeq and is a predicted model, not a curated record. The coding region runs from base 11 to 1363 and encodes 450 amino acids. Gene Ontology annotation, molecular function: alpha-L-fucosidase activity. Gene Ontology annotation, cellular component: lysosome.